AUGGCUACCCCUUCACUAGACCCCCGCUACCAAACCCUCUUCCAAACUCUCGAAUCCCGCUUCGCACAGGCAACCUCCAUCCCUGCCGAAAAAUGGCACAUCCUCGCAACAGCCACCCUCGCCGCAAGCCCAGACCCCGAACGCGCAGACCAGCUCUACCUCUACCUAACCUCGCAGCCAGCAUAUAGCACCUCCGAGGCACGCAAACAACUAGUCCGCCGCAUCCGCGAAGCACUCUUUAAAUCUGUCAUAAUCGUCGGCGUCUGCAAGCCCAUCGAAGCAAUCCUAUCCCUGUCCAAGGUCGAAAAGGAAGAAGAUAAGGACUUCUCCGCGCCAACACGGGAGGACUGGGCUUGUGACGCGGCGAACCACCAGCGCGGGGUCGACUGGUUCAGCAAGCUCUAUGCGCGCAAUAGCGGGGCGACGCUGGAUCUGUUUGCGGCUCACAAGGACUUCUCGUGGCUGAGUAUGGAGAUUACGUAUGGGCUGUUUUUGAGUGAUCGCCAGGUCCUGGAUGAUUUGGAUACGCAGAUGGUUGUGCUCCCGGCGAUUAUGAGCCAGAAUCUGCCGAAUGAGACGCAUUGGCAUAUUCGUGGGACUAGGCGGUUGGGUGUUCCCAUUGAGGAUGUGAAGAUUGUGACUGAGUGUGUGAAAACUGUUGCGGAGUUUUAUGGGGUCAAGUUGGAUAAGGUGCCUACUGUUGAAGAGGUGGAGAAGGAUGUGUAG
Aspergillus versicolor CBS 583.65 is the source of this 726-nucleotide messenger RNA. RefSeq lists its product as uncharacterized. The record is from RefSeq and is a predicted model, not a curated record. NCBI's taxonomy places the organism in Eukaryota, Fungi, Ascomycota, Eurotiomycetes, Eurotiales, Aspergillaceae. Bases 1 to 726 code for a protein of 241 amino acids. The transcript has a single exon.